GAGAGAUGGAGGGCGAGGGCGAGGGCGGGUUCGAAGAGGCGCUUCUAGGACUGGAGAUGGCGCACGGGAUGGAAUGGCGUCCAAGGUCUGUGCUAGAUCCUCCCCCGAGUCUCAUCUUCGAAGAAGAAGCCGAACAGGAAGCCGCCGAACAGGAGAUCCUCCAAAGAGGCGUGCGAGACGCCGAUUUGGGGCCAGAAGACGAGUUUUGCUUGUCUCCUCUCUACCUCAUCACGGGCAACGCGCACCUAGAUGUAUCCGAAAGGGAAAAGUGGAAGAUUCUAGGCGAAGGAAUCGUCGAUAGUCCCAGGCAUCUCAUGGUCGCAGGGCAGGCUAUAGUGGAAAGGAACGCCAUGGCUACUUUCAGGAUGGACGCCCGCGGAAAAGAGGAUAAGCUGGUGCCGGGGGUUUUCUUUCCCUUGAGCUCCAGCUAUGGGGCCAGUGCUCGACACAUGCUGAAAGACGAGAAAGGCAACGUCAUGACGCGAUGGCGGGCUGCCUUGGUCACAACUUUCAGGCCAGAAAUGCUCUUGAAAGCUGCGACGCCCAGGGCGCUGUUGGAAUUCAAGGAACUUCCAGUGGUCGCUGACGUGAAAACCGUGGAUCCUGUGCUGGAUGUCAUUCACGCUGGAAACGGGGAGGCGUACUUGGAGAAUGCAGAUGCGGGAUUGUGGGAGACCACAAAAGACGAUAAGUUUGGAGACUGCAAGAGGGCUACAACAUCUCCAAGGUUUGCGACUUUCUGGUUGCCUUGUUCUUUGGAGGCCGAAGCUGAGGAUGCAAAGGAUGCUGCCUGCGGCAUGGUCAGCUACCCCUGUUCUUCUGUUAUCAGGAAAGUGCUGGAGAGUGGAGAGGAGCAGGAAAAGUGGGCAUUGUUGAAAACGUACUCCUUUCUCGUUGAAGACGAGUACCGGAGCGAAUUGGCGAAGCACAACUCUGAUCAGGAUCUCCUGCAGUUCAAAAUGGAGUUAACCAAAAGACUCGCACUCAACAUCGAGAGUGCACUAAAAGAGUCGUUUUGUGGUUUCGUAGACGGUGACUCGAUUCUCAGUGUAGGCAGGGUUGUCGAUUACAAUUCUACAAUGGUGGCAACGUCUCUUUCUUCGCUCUCUGGAUCAUCUGGAGCUCCGAUAUUCCUUUUACAACCGGGGUUGGACCUUGUGUUUUUUGCAGUACAUAACGGGGCACCUCUAAGAGCGGCAAACUACAAUCUGGCGACUUCUACGGAUAAUCCAACCUUUGUUCUACAAUACUUGUCCGUAGUUCUAGGCACUUUGCCAUUGCCGUCACAUAGCUACUGGAAUGGGCAGCGGCGGAGGUUGCGUGCUUUUGAGCGUUGGCUGGCACGACACCUUGGAGUUCUAAGAGACGUUGCAAACAGCCAUGAACAGAGGGCUUGGCUUUCUCACGUUGAGGAUUUAGUUGCUGCCAGAAGAAGAAGACUGGACCUUAACGUUGUCACGGCUGGGUAGAGUUUCUAAGCAAUAAAGGAACUGAGUGCUCUUUGAGCUCAGCCGUUGGAUCUUGGCUGGUUAUAUUCCAUAACCGGCCAAUGCCAAGAGAUGGAAGGUCUCUCAUACCUUUUGAGAAGAGGUACAAAUUCCCUGAUCAGUUCAGACUGCUCUAGCUCCACUGAUACCUUUAACGCCAACCGUAGUGAUCAAAGAUCAUAUACAUAUGUAUAUUUUUUCUAUAGAGCCAUAAACACAAUAAUGGUUUGUCUAAAA
Selaginella moellendorffii is the source of this 1724-nucleotide messenger RNA. RefSeq lists its product as uncharacterized. Lineage: Eukaryota; Viridiplantae; Streptophyta; Lycopodiopsida; Selaginellales; Selaginellaceae. The transcript has 6 exons. Bases 6 to 1469 code for a protein of 487 amino acids. The record is from RefSeq and is a predicted model, not a curated record.